Caenorhabditis elegans is the source of this 1116-nucleotide messenger RNA. It is a transcript of the gene Y113G7B.15, whose product is annotated as Pept_C1 domain-containing protein. The record is from RefSeq and is marked reviewed. Gene Ontology annotation, biological process: proteolysis. The transcript is spliced from 4 exons. NCBI's taxonomy places the organism in Eukaryota, Metazoa, Nematoda, Chromadorea, Rhabditida, Rhabditidae. Gene Ontology annotation, molecular function: cysteine-type peptidase activity; cysteine-type endopeptidase activity. Bases 1 to 1089 code for a protein of 362 amino acids.
AUGUUACUUUUCAUAAUUUCCCCCUUAUUCCUACUCUCUCUAUGCCAACCUACAGUAACCCAACACUCUCAGGAGGUACUGUCACAUUUUAACAAUUUCACGAUGCACCAUAAGAAACACUACCGUACCCCGGCGGAGAAAGACCGCCGGUUGGCUCAUUUCGCGAAAAAUCAUCAGAAAAUCCAGGAACUUAAUGCGAAAGCAAGGAGAGAAGGACGAAAUGUGACUUUUGGGUGGAAUAAGUUUGCUGAUAAGAAUCGACAGGAGUUGAGCGCCAGAAAUUCAAAGAUUCAUCCCAAAAACCACACGGAUCUUCCAAUUUACAAGCCGAGGCAUCCACGUGGCAGUCGUAAUCAUCAUAAUAAACGCUCAAAACGUCAAAGUGGGGAUAUUCCGGACUAUUUCGACCUCCGUGAUAUUUAUGUCGAUGGGAGUCCAGUUGUUGGUCCUGUUAAAGAUCAAGAACAAUGCGGUUGCUGCUGGGCGUUCGCCACCACUGCCAUCACCGAAGCUGCCAACACCCUCUACUCCAAGUCCUUCACAAGUCUCUCGGACCAGGAAAUUUGCGAUUGUGCAGAUUCAGGAGACACUCCUGGGUGCGUGGGAGGUGAUCCAAGGAACGGUCUGAAAAUGGUGCAUCUACGGGGACAGUCCAGUGACGGUGACUACCCUUACGAGGAAUAUCGGGCGAAUACCACUGGAAAUUGCGUGGGCGACGAGAAAAGUACAGUAAUCCAGCCGGAAACUUUAAAUGUCUAUCGAUUUGAUCAAGAUUAUGCAGAGGAGGAUAUUAUGGAGAAUUUGUAUCUCAAUCAUAUCCCUACAGCAGUUUAUUUCCGAGUGGGUGAGAACUUUGAAUGGUACACAUCAGGAGUACUUCAAUCCGAAGAUUGUUACCAAAUGACACCAGCGGAAUGGCAUUCCGUAGCAAUUGUUGGUUAUGGUACAUCAGAUGACGGUGUCCCGUAUUGGUUGGUUAGAAACUCGUGGAAUUCCGAUUGGGGUCUUCAUGGAUAUGUCAAGAUUCGACGUGGUGUUAACUGGUGUCUGAUUGAAAGUCAUGCGGCUACUGCUAUGAUUGAUAAUUAAUUGUGUAAUGAAUGUUUUAAAAAAUUA